UCUGGUGUCAGUUUGUUUUUAUCUUUCAUACUGAAAUCAGUGCCUUCUCUUGCUAGGAGUCUGUGUCAUAAAAUUGUUAACCUGAAAUUUUGACGCCACUGAAAUCAGUGGGAGGCUUGUUCAUCAACAGCAACGUUUAUCCAAUAAACAAAAAGGGAUGGAGCCCUAAAGAAGGGGCCAGACCUCUAAGGGUAAGGGACGUAGCACACCUUAUGUCUAAAAAACUCAACAGCCACCUAAAACCAAAUGUUCUUGUCUGUUCUGCCUGUGGGGAGCUGUCCCUGGUUUAUGAACUAUGCCUGGUCAUCAUCCUGAAGACUGGUGGUGGUUACAGGUCAAAACUGCACCAAGAAGCACAACAGCAAUUAAACAAUGCAGAUAAUCACAUGGCUGUGAUGGAACACAUGCUUUAGUCAUGCUUACUCUAUUAAUGCAGGUACAUGAAGAGGAUGACCAUCUUGCUUCUAUCUGGAUGGACAGAAAUAAAGAACCCACGGCAGAAAUUGAUCAAAAGGGAAAAACAUAGUAGAAAACACAUAAUAAAGGAGAGACAAAUGAAAGUUGUCCCACAGUAAAUAGAAAUGGGGAAAAAUAUCCUGCCAGUAUGAAAAAGUGGUCUUCGUUGUAAAAAGAAUAGUUUUUUUGAGGGGAAAAGAUAUGGCUAAGUUCCAGGAGCUCAGGGCUCCCGCCUCUUAUACAAUAUACAAAUACUGCUGAUGAAUGAAAAUAAGAUGUUAAAGCACUGGCAAAGCUGUCUACCUUGAUGCUGUGUUGGGUGCUGAUCCACUUGACCUUUGUUUUUUAAGCUUCCUUCUGUUUUAGUGGGCUGAUUGCAGAAACUCUGUUAUCUGCUGCUGCCAUGCAGUAGUUUUAACUCCCUGACACUGACUGAAGUCCUAAAUGUUUUCAUUUAUAGUCAGGAACUGGAAUUUAAGACCAGUUGGAAUGAAAUGGAAUUGUUCAUGGGGGGUUUUCAGCUUCCUCUGGAGGUCUCCAGUCCAGCUUCCUGUUCAAAGGAGGAUCAGGUCAGCCAUGGCCAAGCCUCCAAAAUAUGCCAAUAUGUAGACUGUCUUUCCAGACAACUCAUUCCAGUACUGAAUAGCUCCUAGUGAAGUCUUAUUCCUACUGUCCGUUAUGAACCUCCCGAGGUGCAAUCAGUUGCCAUUGCUCCUUGUUACAGUCUUACACUACUGAGAGUUCAGAUCCAUCACCUUUGUAACUGUUCUUCGGGUAGUUGCAGGAUGCUGCAAGAUUGCACCUGAAUUUCCUCUUCAUCAUAUUAAACAAGCUCAACUCCCUCAGCUUCUCUCUGUAGGUGAUGUGCUUUUUGUCCAUGUUCAUGUUAGUAGUCCUCUGCUGGGUUCUGGAGCCGAAGAGGCCCCACGCACCACAUUCUGGUCACAAUAUCCAGCCUCAUCACCACUGAGCAGAGUCUGCUGGCCAUACUCUUUAUAGAGAGCACACACUGUUGCCUCAUUCAGCCUGGCAUUCCCCAUGUCCUUUGAAGUAGGUUUGCUAUUCAGCCCAUUGCUUCCUAAGCUGUGCUGACACAGCCUAUGGUCCCUUCUGCAGAACACUGCACACGUUAACUUUGGAGGUUUCUGUUGGCCCCCUCCACAAGUUUCUCUAAGUUCCUCUAGGUCAUUGGGAUCACAGAUAGACUAAAACUCUGGAACUUGAAGACUGAUUUGUACAGGGAGACUGCCAGUUUAAUUGACUGAUGAGAAGCACAAGGAUCAUUGAGCCGCAAUAUCCUUUACCGCAUAAAAAAACAAUUCCAACUAGUUAUUGGUAACCUUAUUGCUAAUGUUAUAGUUAUGUGCAAAAAAUAUCUAACCUAUUACAAUAUCCACAAUAACUUAUAACAAUAUCCCUACUUAUAACAGAAUCCACAUUCACACAGAUACAGACCAAGUUAACUCACUCAAGCACUAGUUGACCCAUUACUGCAGUACUGCUACCUUACUAGCCACCAGGAGCUCAACAAGGCAAUACCAAGGAAGCCUUGCUUCCCUGUGCCACCCAGUUGGUGACUGGAGGAGGGUAACCACCCUGAAGAUAGUGGGCAGCUGUCACUGCUCCAUGGGUGCUGCCACCAACCUAGACCAGCAUUCACGUUAGGCUUCUCUGUUUCAGGAAUGCAUCAAAGACAGACUCAUCCUCUUCUCUCUAACCUGCAAUUAAAGUCCCCAAAUAGGAUCUCUUCUGAGGUUUCAGAACAAUUUUCCUAAGCUUGAUUUGCCACAGUUUAUGCUUAUAAUGGUGCUCUUUGGGAUAGGUAUCACAUGGGCCACCCAAUCAGAUAUUUCGUCAUUCAUCUUGCCGUGAUAUCUAGUCAUCAUAAAUCUCUUGCAAACCAUACCUUUCUACUGUUAGUUUUGACUAGGUACCAAUUAAUUUUUUUUAUUUUGUUAUAUCAAUCACCUUACAGCACAACAGUCACUUAAUUUCUGUACCAGUCAUAUUAAAGGUUGUCUGUGAUAGACCCCAGGUGUCAAGAGAAGGCUCUGAACGCUCCUACACAAGUGCUUUCUGCAAAUUUGCUUAGUGCCAUCAUUGUCAUCAUCUAGGUCACGUCUGAACAAUAUCAGGCCUACCCAACGUGAUUGCCUAGAGUACUUUGCUUGCCAUCUCAGUGUUGAAUGAAUUACUGCAAAUUCUUAAUCUCAGUGGUCCAAUAAAUUUUUAACCCACUUAACUUCCAGCCCAUACUUCCUCAGCUUCUAUAUAUGUAUGCUGUAGGGGACCAUAUCAAAAGUCAUACUAAAGUCACGGUGUAUUUCAUCCACUACUUUUCCUUUUUCUACAUAGUCAAUCAUCUCAUCCUACAGGGCAAUUAAAAGUUGAUUAGAUCCUUGUUAAUUAGUGUUUACUUCUCAUGAUUACUUUUUUGUUGUCCUUCAAGUAUUUGGAAGUGGAUUCCAAAUGCAUCUUCUCCAUGAUAUCUCUUGGGACUGAGGUGAGAUUUACUGGCUUUUGAUUUCUUUUAGCCUCCUUUUAGUCUUUCAUAAAGAUGUGCCUUUUUAUGUAUUUAUUUAUUUUUUCACCAUCCAUAAAGCUCUUCUUAUCAAUGUGCUUUUUCACAGAUAGCAGAUUUCUGAGGUGGCCUUGCAGUCAUGUUGGUCUGCAUUUUGAACACUCCGGUGAAUCCUAUCUGGGUUUAUGGGCCUGAACAGACAGAACUUCCUAACUGUGGUUCCUAAUUGCUAUUUAGUUUUCAUCCUUGGCUGCUCCUCACUUAUCAAAAUGUGUCAGAGAUUGGAAACAGGCUUUGCCUUUGAAGACUAAUGCAUUGAGUGCUUCAGCAGUUUCCAUAUCGAUGGUCAUUAGGUUUCUUUCUCCACUCAUCAACAUCCAUCUCACAAUUUUACAGAAUUUCCUUUUGCUGCUAGCAUAUUGGUAAUCACUGAGCUCCUGUACAGGUUCAGUGAAAAGUUGCAACACAACCACUGCAUCCUUUGCCUCUGGCUGCGCCUUGGGAGACUGGAGUUUUUCCUGCCUAUUGUCAGGAAUACUUUCCAUAAGUCUUGAGCAGCGUGGGGACUUAUCAUAGGCCCUAUGAGAUAAGGUGGAAGAUCAAUACCAGUCAAUAUUCGUGGACAAUCAAGUGCCUGUCAGAAAAGCAGAAAAAUGAGGUUUCCUUCUGUGCUCUGUAUUCUUCAGAAACAUGAGGUUUAUUAGCACUGAUGUCAUGUGCUCUGUGUUGUGGUGCCUGAAUACUGGCCAUUAUGUGAGAUACGAUGAGGAAAAGGAGGGGUGGGGAGAUGCUGCUGCUUAAGGAUGGAAGUAGUGGAAGGACAAACCACAGCCCCUGCUCUCCUAAGGGUGUUGAACUGUUACUGAGAAACUACUCCCUAGGUGGCAAAGUAGUGUUUGCAGUGUACAGAUCAGGCAGCGCUGAAGGCAGUAGGAGUCACAGCCUUGGUCCUGCCCCAUCAGUGCUUUUUCCCUGCUGAAUGAAGGAGGGAGCUGUGUGUGGCCAUGGUUCUGGACCUAAGCGUUACUCACGGCUUUGGGGACCUGAUGCCACACACACACACUCCCGCCAACUGAAAGCUGCCUCACCUAGGGCCAGCGAGCCCCAGAACCAGGCACAGGGGAGCCCUAUCCCCGCGGGGAUCCUCCUCCCGUCCCCGGGGCACCCUACUAAGGGCCGGGCCCUUACUACCGCUAGUAAAGCCACCUCCUCUCGCAGCCACGGCUGCUUUUAGGGCGGCUUCUCCGCCGGCUCCCCCCUUCCUCCUCCUCUUUCCUCUUCCUCCGCGGCGUAGAGCUGAGGGCGAGCCCCUCCCGCUCUCGAUCCCACCCCUUCCCCGUGAGGGGAGCGGUGGCUGUGGCGGUUCCAACGGCCCUUUGUGCGCCGCGGCGGGCAUGCUGUCCCGGGUCACCGUCCUCCAUGGUUGCCUGGGCUGCAGGACGUUCGAGCUGCCGCCGUCCGCCGCCGUGGGGGACGUGAAGGCGCGGAUCGACGCGGAGACCGGCUUCCCCGCCGACCGGCAGCGCCUGUGGCACCGCGGCAGAGAGUUAUCUGAUGGUAUUAAGAUUGCGGAUCUUCAGAAGUCUCAAAAUCAAGUUUUUCUGCAGCUUCAGUCAGAAGGUUUGAAAGGAGGAGGUCGUUUUGGACAAACAACUCCACCACUUGUUGAUUUUCUUAAGGAUAUUUUAAGAAGAUACCCAGAAGGAGGACAGAUUCUUAAGGAAUUGAUACAGAAUGCUGAAGAUGCUGGUGCCACAGAGGUUAGGUUUUUAUAUGAUGAAACUCAGUAUGGAACAGAAACUCUGUGGUCAAAGGACAUGGCACAAUAUCAGGGGCCAGCAUUUUAUGCAUACAAUGAUGCAGUUUUCACCCCUGAGGACUGGCAUGGUAUACAGGAGAUAGCAAGAAGCAGAAAGAAAGAUGAUCCCUUGAAGGUUGGAAGAUUUGGAAUUGGCUUUAAUUCGGUUUAUCACAUAACAGAUCUCCCUAGUAUUUUCAGUGGGGAACAAAUUGGAAUGCUGGAUCCCCAUCAAACCCUCUUUGGACCGCAUGAAUCAGGCCAGUGCUGGAAUCUAAAAGAAGAUAGCAAGGAAAUCAAUGAACUUACAGACCAGUUUGCACCAUUCAUUGGUGUAUUUGGCAGCACUAAGGAAACAUUUAAGAAUGGAAACUUUCCUGGUACAUUUUUUCGCUUCCCACUUCGUCUGCAGCCUUCUCAACUGAGCAGCAAUGUUUAUGACAAACAGAAGGUUUUGGAGUUGUUUGAGUCCUUCAGGGCAGAUGCUGACACAGUGUUGCUCUUCUUAAAGAGUGUUCAGGAUGUUUCAUUGCAUGUUAGGGAGGCUGAUGGAACAGAGAAGCUGAUUUUCAGAGUAACUGCUAGUGAGAACAAAGCCUUGAAACAUGAAAGACCCAAUUCUAUCAAAAUCUUAGGAACUGCAAUAAAUCAGUACUGUAAGGGAGUUCCAAGCAAUAGCAUAACAUGUGUGACAUACCAUGUAAAUAUAGUGCUGGAAGAUGAGAGUGUUAAGGACGCACAGAAAACGUCUUGGUUAGUAUGUAAUUGUGUAGGUGGUCGAGGAAUGUGUACGGAACUGGAUUGUUUAGCUGAUGACUUGAAAUUUGUUCCUACUAUUGGAAUAGCCAUGUCUUUAUCAAAUAAAGAGGAGGAAAACGGAGCUGUGGCAGACUUUUCAGGAAGAGCAUUUUGUUUUCUGCCUUUGCCUCCAGGUGAGGAAAGCAAAACUGGUCUCCCAGUUCAUGUUAGUGGUUUCUUUGGUCUCACAGACAAUAGAAGGAGUAUCAAAUGGCGAGAGCUGGAUCAGUGGAGAGAUCCAGCAGCUUUGUGGAAUGAUGUUCUUGUGGUGAAUAUAGUGCCAAAGGCGUAUACCACCCUUAUUUUGGAAGCUAUCAAACGAAUGGAGACUGAGAAGAAUUCAGAUUUUCCACUGUCAGCUGAAAGAAUUUAUAGUUUAUGGCCUGAUGAGAACAAAAUCAGGGUGCCCUGGAAACCAAUUGUAGUACCUCUCUUUAAAGAGCUGCUCCAGCAUACAGUUAUUUACUCAGUGAGUAAUCAGUGGAUAAAGGUGGAACAGGUGCACUUUUCUGAAAUGGAUGAGAGUUUGGAGUACACACAGUCUGUUCUCAACUACCUCCAGGAUUCAGGGAAGCAGAUUGCCAAGGUGCCAGCAAAUAUUGCUAGUGCCGUGCAUCUUACUACUACUUCUGUUAAAGCUGUGAAAAAAGUGACUCCUGCUGUUGUACGGCAAGUGCUAAGGAAAUCUGGACACAGUGGACCUGCUGAAGAAAAGCUUCACCUCUUAGAAUUUGUGCUUUCUGAUGGAGUCUACAGUGAACUGAUUGGAUUGGAGCUUUUGCCACUGCAGAAUGGAAGUUUUAUUCCUUUUUCCUCAUCUGUGUCAGAACAGGAUGUCAUUUACAUAACCUCAGAAGAUUUUCCCAGAUCACUCUUUCCUGGCCUUGAAGGAAGGUUGCUUUCUGAUGACCUGAAGCCUGAGGUUCUAGCUGCUUUGAAAGAAGCUGCCAAAAGCAGAGGAAGACCGUGCACUCAGCUGCAGCUUCUGAACCCAGAAAGAUUUGCUCGGCUAAUUAAAGAAGUUAUGAAUAGUGUGUGGCCUGGCAGAGACAUGGUGGUACAGUGGUAUCCAGGUUUGGAAGACAAAAAUCAGCCAUCGAUUUCCUGGCUUAAGAUGGUCUGGAAGAACCUCUAUAUGCAUUUUUCUGAUGACUUGAGUGUUUUUGAUGACAUGCCACUUAUCCCUAAGACUCUUCUGGAGGAAAACCAAACAUCAGUGGAACUGGUUAGAUUUAGGAAUCCGUCACCUAUUAUUCUGGAAGAUGAAUCUGAGACUCAGCUCCCGGAAUACUUAGCUGAUAUUAUUCAGAAAGUUGGUGGAGUGGUACUUAAGAAACUAGAUGUUUCUAUCCAACACCCGCUUAUAAAGAAAUAUGUGCAUCCACCAUUACCAAGUGCUGUUUUACAAAUAAUGGAAAAAAUGACCCUACAGAAACUAUGCAAUCAGGUUGCAUCAUUGCCAUCAACACAUAAAGAUGCACUUAGGGCAUUCUUAGCUAGUUUAACUGAUGCAAAUGAAAAAGAGAGAAGAAUUAUUCAGGAAUUGUUGAUAUUUAAAAAGAUGGAAAAAUUAUCUGAUGAAGGUGUCCCUGCUUUUGCUGGACUGAAAGGUAGUAAGGUAUUACACCACACUGCUAAAAUUCCACCUGGUCUAAGAUUUUCUGUUCCAAUAAUUGACAGCAGUGAUGAAGCUACUAUUCGUUUAGCUAACCUGCUAAAAAUAGAACAGCUAAAGAGCACAGAUUGCUUGAAGUUUAUUAUAGAAGACAUAAGAAGUGAUUUUUAUUCAUAUGACGAAACAACAAAGAUAAUGCAAUGGGUUCUUGAAAAUCUGACUUUUCUGAAAAAUGAGAAUACGAAUGUGAUAGAUUGGCUGACAACACUGAAGUUUAUUAGGAUUUCACAAGAAAAGAUAAUGACAGCAAACGAACUCUUUGAUCCUGAGGUGGAACUGCUGCAAAACUUGUUUUAUGCUGAGGAGGAAAUUUGCUUCCCCCCAGCUAUUUUUACAUCUUCAGAUAUUCUUCAUUCUCUGAGACAAAUAGGCUUAAAAAGUGAAGCCAAUCUUGAGGAAAGUGAUAUUGUGAGAGUGGCAAAUAAAAUUGAAAAUUUGCAUGCUAACUCUAACACCGAUCAUGAUUUACUGUUAAGAAAAGCUAGAACUCUCUUGAUGAUUUUAAACAAAAACCAUAUGCUGCUUCAGUCAUCUGAAACAAAAGCUGUGCUGAAAAAAAUAAAAUGGAUUCCUGCAAGUAAGGAAAGACCUCCAAAUUAUCCAGGAUCCUUAGUUUGGAAAGGAGAUCAUUGUAAUCUGUGUUUACCGCCAGAAAUGUGUGAUAUCUCUCAUGCAAUUUUAGUAGGUUCCUCAGUUCCUCUUGUGGAAAAUGUGCAGUUAGAUAUAGAAAAAGCACUCGGCAUCUCCACAAAGCCCAGCAUAAAAGCAGUUUUAAAACAUUUCAAGGUAGUUGUUGAUUGGCACAGUUCUAAAACCUUCAGUGAUGAGGACUAUUAUCAGUUUCAGCAUAUCCUGCUUGAAAUUUAUGGGUUUAUGCAUGAUCAUUUAGAAGAAGGGAAAGAAGCUUUUAAAGCCUUGAAAUUUCCCUGGGUUUGGACAGGAAAAACGUUUUGUUCUCUCACACAAGCAGUAAUAAAGUCAGUACCUGAUCUUGAUCUCCAGCCUUAUCUGCAUUAUGUGCCAAAAACUAUGGCAAAGUUUCACCAGUUGUUUAAAUGUUGUGGUUCAAUUGAGCAGUUAACACCAGACCAUGUUUCUAUGGUCAUUCAGAAAAUAUAUCUGAAAAGCGAGCAGACUCUCUCAGAACAAGAGAGUAAACAAAAUCUUCACAUUAUGUUGAGCAUUAUAAGAUGGCUGUACAGCAAUCAGAUUCCUGCAAGUCUGCAUACACCCAUGCCACUGUACAGUGGCAAACUUCCUUAUAAACUUGCAAUGAGGCCAAUUCAUGAAUGCUGUUAUUGUGAUAUCAAAGUUGAUGAUUUAAAUGAUUUGCUUGAAGAUUCUGUUGAACCAAUAAUUUUGGUGCACGAAGACAUACCAAUGAAAACUGCUGAGUGGUUAAAUGUUCCAUGCCUUAGCACAAGAUUGAUUAAUCCAGAAAACAUGGGAUUUGAGCAAUCUGGGCAAAGAGAGCCUCUGACUGUAAGAAUUAAAAACAUUUUGGAAGAGUACCCUUCCAUUUCAGACAUCUUUAAAGAACUUCUUCAAAAUGCUGAUGAUGCUAACGCAACAGAAUGUAAUUUCCUGAUUGACAUGAGGAGAAAUAUGGAUAUAAGAGAGAAUCUUCUGGAUCCAGGAAUGGCAGCAUGUCAUGGUCCAGCUUUGUGGUCAUUCAAUAAUUCUGAAUUUUCUGACUCUGAUUUUCUAAAUAUAACUCGAUUAGGAGAGUCUUUAAAAAGGAGUGAAGUUGACAAAGUAGGAAAAUUUGGACUGGGUUUCAAUUCUGUUUAUCAUAUUACUGAUGUUCCUAUUAUUUUGAGCCGGGAGUUCAUGAUUAUGUUUGAUCCAAAUGUUAACCAUAUCAGUAAGCAUAUUAGAGAUAAAUCUAAUCCUGGGAUCAAAAUUAACUGGAGUAAACAACAGAAGAGGCUGCGAAAAUUUCCCAAUCAGUUUAAGCCAUUUAUAGGAGUUUUUGGUUGCCAGCUACCACUGACUGUAGAAUCUCCAUAUAGCUACAAAGGAACACUUUUCAGGCUCUCCUUCAGAACUCAGCAGGAAGCUAAAGUGAGUGAAGUCAGCAGCACAUGUUACAAUACAGCAGACAUUUAUUCUCUUGUGGAUGAAUUUAGCAUUUGUGGUCAUAGGCUGAUAAUAUUUGCUCAGAGUGUAAAUUCAAUGGUUUUGAAAUACUUGAAAAUUGAGGAAGAUGAUCCUGGGGUGGCACAAGAUGUUAUCACUAUUAAAAAAAAAAUUUGUUCUUCCAAAGCCUUGACUGCACCAAAUGUAAGUGUUUUAAAGGAAGCAGCUAAACUAAUGAAGGUUUGCAGCAGCAGUAAUAAAAAGCUUCCCACUGAAACACCAAAGUCCUCGUGUAUCUUACAGAUAGUAGUAGAAGAAUUUCACCAUGUAUUCAGGCGGAUUGCUGAUUUACAGUCUCCACUCUUCCGAGGUGCAGAAGAUGAUCCAGCUUCUUUCUUUGAAAUGGCUAAGUCAGGACAGGUGAAAAGGUCAGCUGAUGAACUGCCACAGAAGACAGUAGAUUCAACAACGUGGCUUAUAUGUUCUUGCAUGGACACUGGCGAUGCUUUAAAAUUUUCAUUACAUGAAAGUGGACGAAGACUAGGUCUUGUUCCCUGUGGUGGAGUGGGAGUGUUGCUGUCUGAAACUCAGGAUCAAAAGUGGAUUGUGAAACCUAAUUGCAAUAACGUAGGUGAAGUAUUCUGCUAUUUACCUCUACGAAUAAAAACAGGCUUACCUCUUCAUAUAAAUGGCUGCUUUGCGGUUACUUCAAACCGGAAAGAGAUUUGGAAAACAGACACAAAAGGGAGAUGGAACACAGUAUUCAUGAGGCAUGUUAUUGUUAAAGCCUACAUAGAAGCUCUGUGCGUUCUACGUGACAUGGCAAUCAGCGGUGAGCUAGUUGACUAUAAUUAUUGUGCUGUGUGGCCAGAUCCUGAUUCAGUUCAUGAUGAUUUCUCUGUUAUUUGUCAAGGGUUCUAUGAAGACAUAGCUCAUAUGAAAAGCAAAGAAGGGAUCAAAGUGUUUUCUGAUGGUUUCUCUUGGGUUUCCAUGAAGAAUGUAAGGUUUCUAGAUGACUCGAUACUGAAACGACCAGAUGUCGGACCGUCAGCCUUUAAGAUCUUUCUAAAGUACCUUAAAAAAACUGGUUCCAAAAAUCUGUGUGCUGUAGAUCUCCCUUCUUGGGUUAAGAUGGGAUUUGAAGAAGCAGGAUGCAAAUACAUAUUACUGGAGAACACUUUCUCUGAGAAACAGUUCUUUUCUGAGGUGUUUUUCCCUAAUAUUCAGGAGAUUGAUGCAGAGUUGCGUGAUCCUUUGAUGCGUUAUGUUCUCAAUGAAAAACUUGAGGAGUUUUCAGGAAUUCUUCGUGUUACUCCGUGUAUUCCUUGUUCUUUGGAUGGACAUCCGUUAGUUACACCAUCAAGACUGAUCCAUCCUGAAGGAAGAGUUGCAAAGUUAUACAAUGCUGAAGAUGGAAGAUUUCCUUAUGGCACCACCCAGGAUUAUCUUAAUCCAGUCAUUUUGGUUAAACUUGUGCAGUUGGGAAUGGCUAAAGAUGAUAUCUUAUGGGAAGAUCUGAUAGAACGUGCAGAGUCGGUGGCUGAAGUUAACAAGAUAGAUCAUGCAGCAGCUUGUCUCAGAAGCAGUAUUAUAUUGAGUCUUAUUGAUGAAAAACUGAAGUGUAGGGACCCUAGAGCUAAAGAAUUUGCUGAAAAAUGUCAAACCAUCCCUUUUCUUCCUUUCCUUAGCAAGCCAGCAGGCUUCUCCCUACACUGGAAAGGCAGUGAUUUUGAGCCUGAAACAAUGUUUUCAGCGACUGAUCUUUUCACUGCUGAUCAUCAAGAUAUAGUUUGCCUAAUACAACCAAUUCUUAAUGAAAAUUCCCAUUCCUUUAAAGGUUGUGGUGCUUUGUCAUUGGCUGUAAAAGAAUUUUUGGGUCUACUGAAGAAACCAGCUGUUAACUUGGUGAUAAAUCAAUUGGAAGAAGUUGCAAAAUCAUUUGAUGGCAUUACAUUGUAUCAGGAGAAUAUCACUAAUGCUUGUUACAAACAUCUACAUGAAGCAAUGUUACAAAACGAAUCAUCAAAAGCUAUGAUAAUUGAACAGCUGACAAGCUACAGUUUUAUUCUUGUUGAGAAUGUCUAUGUUGAUCCAACAAAAGUGUCUUUUCACUUGAAUUUUGAAGCAGCACCAUAUCUAUAUCAGUUGCCUAAUAAAUACAAAAAUAGUUUCCGUGAGCUGUUUGAAAGUGUGGGUGUAAGACAGGCUUUUGCAGUUGAAGAUUUUGCUCUUGUUCUGGAAUUAAUAAAUCAGGAAAGAGGGACCCAACAACUAACAGAAGAAAAUUUUCAGCUGUGCAGGAGAAUAAUCAGUGAAGGAAUAUGGAGCCUCAUUAGAGAGAAGAAGCAGGAAUUUUGUAAGAAAAAAUACGGUGAGAUUUUGUUACCCGAUACUCGUCUUGCACUUCUGCCUGCAAAAUCUUUGUGUUACAAUGACUGUCCAUGGAUUAAAGUUAAAGACACAACUGUUAAGUAUUGUCAUGGUGAUAUUCCGAGGGAAGUUGCAGUAAAGCUUGGAGCAAUACCAAAACGCCAUAAAGCUUUAGAAAGGUAUGCCUCCAAUAUUUGUUUUACUACCCUUGGAACAGAAUUUGGCCAGAAAGAAAAAUUGACAAGUAGAAUUAAAAGCAUUCUUAAUGCUUACCCUUCAGAAAAAGAAAUGCUGAAAGAGCUCCUUCAGAAUGCGGAUGAUGCAAAAGCUACAGAGAUCUGUUUUGUCUUUGAUCCUAGACAACAUCCAGCUGAUAGAAUAUUUGAUGAGAAAUGGGCACCACUUCAAGGACCAGCACUGUGUGUUUACAACAAUCAGCCUUUUACAGAAGAUGAUAUUAGAGGAAUUCAGAACCUUGGAAAAGGUACUAAAGUAGGAAAUCCCUGUAAAACCGGACAAUAUGGUAUAGGUUUCAAUUCUGUUUAUCACAUUACUGACUGCCCUUCUUUCAUAUCUGGCAAUGAUAUACUUUGUAUUUUUGAUCCUCAUGCUAGAUAUGCACCAGGUGCAACAUCAACAAGUCCUGGCCGCAUGUUUAGGGAUUUAGAUGCAGAUUUCAGAACGCAGUUCUCAGAUGUACUGGACCUCUACUUAGGAAAUCACUUUAAACUGGAUAAUUGCACAAUGUUUAGGUUUCCUCUUCGAAAUGGAGAAAUGGCAAAAGUAUCAGAAAUUUCCUCAGUUCCAUGCUCAGAUAGAAUGGUCCAAAAUCUUUUAGAUAAGCUGCGUACGGAUGGAGCGGAACUCUUAAUGUUUUUGAACCACAUGGAAAAAAUUUCUAUUUGUGAGAUAGAAAAAACAACAGGAGCACUGAAUGUGUUGUAUUCUGUACAAGGAAAAAUCACUGAUGGAGACAGAUUAAAACGAAAGCAAUUCCAUGCAUCUGUAAUUGACAGUGUAACUAAAAAAAAACAGCUAAGUGAAAUACCUGUGCAACAGAUAACUUACACGAUGGAUACUGAAGACUCUGAGGGGAAUCUCACAACUUGGUUAAUUUGUAACAGGUCAGGCUUUUCUGCCAUGGAAAAGGUAUCUAAAAGUGUGGUUUCAGCCCACAAGAAUGAGGACAUAACUCUUUUUCCACGUGGUGGGGUAGCAGCUUGCAUUACUCAUAAUUACAAAAAACCCCACAGAGCAUUCUGUUUCUUACCUUUAUCUUUAGAAACUGGGCUACCUUUUCAUGUGAAUGGACACUUUGCUCUGGAUUCUGCAAGAAGAAAUCUGUGGCGUGAUGAUAAUGGAGUUGGAGUAAGAAGUGACUGGAAUAAUAGCCUAAUGACAGCGCUGAUAGCACCAGCCUAUGUUGAAUUGCUGAUUCAGCUGAAGAAACGGUAUUUUCCAGGCACUGAUCCUACAGUGUCAGUACUGCAGAACACAGCAGUUCAUGUUGUGAAAGACACUUUGAAAAAGUUUUUAUCCUUUUUUCCAGUUAAUAGACUUGAUAUUCAGCCGGAUUGGUAUUGUUUAGUGAAAGCAGUUUACAGUUGUAUUUAUGAAGAUUUGAAGCGUCUUUUACCUGUUAUGCGAGCUCCGAAUGUUGAUGGUUCUGAUUUGCAUUCUGCUGUUAUCAUCACAUGGGUUAACAUGUCUACUGUGAACAAAGGCAGGCCGUUCUUUGACAACUUGCUACAAGAUGAAUUGCAACAUCUCAAAAAUACAGAGUACAACAUUACAACUCGGAAGUCUGUGGCUGAAAACGUUUACAGACUCAAACAUUUACUCUUAGAAAUUGGAUUUAAUUUGGUAUACAACUGUGAUGAAACUGCAAAUCUCUAUCAUUGCUUGGUAGAUGCAGAUAUUCCUGUCACCUAUGUGACUCCUGCUGAUGUUCGAUUAUUUUUGACGACGUUUUCUUUUCCAGACUCUAACUGCCACAUUGGAAAGUUACCCUGUCGUCUUCAGCAGACAAAUUUAAAACUCUUCCAUAGUCUCAAACUUCUGGUUGACUAUUGUUUUAAAGAUGCAGAAGAAAAUGAAAUCCAAAUUGAGGGCUUGCCACUCCUUAUUACCCUUGAUAAUGUUCUGCAAAUUUUUGAUUCGAAGCGGCCAAAGUUCUUAACAACAUACCAUGAACUGAUUCCAUCUCGCAAGGAUCUCUUUAUGAACACAUUGUAUUUGAGGUACAACAAUAUUUUACUUAGCAGUGAUGUAGCAAAAGUCUUUGAUAUCACAAGCUUUGCUGAGUUGUUAUCUUCUGUGUUGCCUAGAGAAUAUAAAACUAGAAGUUGUAUGAAAUGGAAAGAAAGCUUUGCAAGUGAAUCUUGGCUUAAAAAUGCCUGGCAUUUUAUUAGUGAGUCUAUAAAUGUUAAGGAAGAACAAGAAGAUACACAAGCAAAAUUUGAUGAUGUUGUUGAAACUUUGAAGGACUGGACGUUGCUUCCAGGUGUAAAGUUUACUGUCUCAGCUAAUCAUCUUGUUGUGCCAGAGUGUGAUGUUUUGCUGCCCCUCAGCAUUAUGCAUAUUGCUGUUUUUCCAAAUGCUCAGAGUGAUAAAGUCUUUCAUGCUUUAAUGAAAACAGGUUGUAUUCAGUUGGCAUUGAACAAAAUUUGCUCCAAAGACAGUGCUUUAGUGCCUUUGUUGUCAGGACGUACAGCAAAUAUAGAUAAUCCUUCAAGCAUUCUGAAAGCCAUACAAUAUAUGGUACAAACAUCAACUUUUAGAACUGAAAAGUUAGCAGAAUGUGACUUUGAGGCUCUCUUAAUGUACUUCAAUUGCAAUUUAUGUCAUUUGACAUCUCAGGAUGACAUUAAAAUUUUAAAGUCUCUUCCAUGUUAUAAAUCCAUUAGUGGCCGAUACAUCAGCAUUUCAAAAUAUGGGACGUGUUAUGUGCUCACGAAAAGCAUCCCAUCAGUAGAAGUGGAUAGAUGGACACAGUCAACUUCAUCAGCUUUUCUUGAAGAGAAAAUUCAUUUGAAAGACUUGUAUACUGUGCUUGGCUGUGUCUCCGUGGAUGAUCUUGAAGUGUACUUGAAACAUCUUCUUCCAAAAAUUGAAAGUUUGUCUUAUGAUGCAAAGUUGGAACACUUGAUCUACUUAAAGAACAGGCUAACUAGCAUUGAAGAAACUUCAGAAAUGAAAGAACAGUUGUUUGAAAAGCUUGAAAACAUAUUGAUCAUUCAUGAUGCAAGCAAUAGAUUAAAACCUGCAAAAUAUUUUUAUGACAGGACUGUAAAAGUCUUUGAAGUUAUGCUUCCUGAAAAAUUAUUUAUACCUCAAGAUUUUUUUAAGAAACUAGAACAACUUACAAAACCGAAAAGUCAAGCUGCAUUCCUUCCAUCAUGGAUAACUUUUCUACGACAUAUUGGGCUAAAAUUCAUUAUUUCACAGCAACAGUUAUUACAAUUUGCUAAGGAGAUCAGCAUGCGAGCUAAUACAGAAAACUGGUCUAAAGAAACACUGCAGAAUACUGUUGAUGUCCUCCUUCAUCACAUAUUUCAGGAAAGAACUGAUCUUUUGUCAGGAAACUUUCUGAAAGAAUUGUCAUUAAUUCCUUUUCUGUGCCCUGAACGAGCACCAGCAGAAUUUGUUAGAUUUCAUCCUCAGUAUCAAGAAGUUAAUGGGACGCUCCCUCUUAUACGAUUCAACGGGGCACAAGUGAAUCCUAAAUUCAAACAGACUGAUGUGUUACAGUUGCUGUGGACCUCAUGUCCCAUUCUUCCAGAGAAAGCAACGCCUUUAAGUAUCAAAGAGCAAGAAGGAAGUACUCUUGGUGCACAAGAACAACUUGAGCAAGUUUUAACUAUGCUGAAUGUUAAUUUAGACCCUCCCCUGGACAAGGUUAUCAAUAACUGCAGGAAUAUAUGCAAUAUAACAACUGUGGAUGAAGAAAUGGUGAAAACUAGGGCCAGGGUCCUGAGAAGCAUUUAUGAAUUUCUUAGUACAGAGAAAAGGGAAUUCCGCUUUCAGCUUCGAGGUGUUUCUUUUGUAAUGGUGGAAGAAGGUUGGAAGCUCCUGAAGCCUGAAGAGGUGGUAAUAAACCUUGAGUACGAAUCUGAUUUUAAACCUUAUCUUUACAAACUUCCUUUAGAACUUGGUACUUUCCAUCAGUUAUUUAAACAUUUGGGUACUGAAGAUAUUAUUUCAACAAAACAGUAUGUUGAAGUUCUAGGUCGCAUAUUCAAGAACUCUGAAGGAAAGCAAUUGGAUCCUAAUGAAAUGCGCACAGUUAAAAGAGUAGUUUCUGGCCUGUUCAAAAGUCUUCAGAAUGAUUCUGUCAAGGUUAGAAAUGACCUUGAGAAUAUGAGGGAUUUUGCCCUUUAUCUUCCCAGUCAAGAUGGUAGGUUAGUAAAGUCAAGUAUCUUAGUUUUUGAUGAUGCACCCCACUACAAAAGUAGAAUCCAGGGUAACAUUGGUGUACAAAUGCUUGUUGAUCUUAGCCAGUGCUAUUUAGGCAAAGACCAUGGUUUUCACACUAAACUGAUAAUGUUAUUCCCUCAGAAACUGAGGCCUCGCUUGCUUAGCAGUAUUCUUGAAGAACAGUUGGAUGAAGAGUCUCCCAAAAUUUGUCAAUUUGGAGCAUUAUGUUCUUUGCAGGGAAGAUUGCAAUUACUGUUAUCUUCAGAACAGUUCAUCACAGGACUCAUUAGGAUUAUGAAGCAUGAAAAUGACAAUGCGUUUUUAGCUAAUGAAGAAAAAGCAAUAAGACUUUGCAAAGCUUUGCGAGAAGGUUUGAAAGUUUCCUGUUUUGAGAAGUUGCAAACAACAUUAAGAGUUAAAGGCUUUGCUCCUAUUCCCCACAGUAAAAGUGAAACGUUUGCUUUCCUAAAGAGAUACGGAAAUGCAGUAAUACUGCUUUAUAUACAGCAUUCGGACAGCAAAGACAUAAAUUUCUUGCUAGCGUUAGCAAUGACCUUAAAAUCUGCAACUGACAACCUGAUUUCUGAUACCUCAUAUUUAAUUGCCAUGCUGGGUUGCAAUGACAUUUACCGGAUCAGUGAGAAGCUUGACAGUCUAGGGGUGAAGUAUGACUCUUCUGAACCAUCAAAACUUGAACUACCAACACCUGGCACUCCUAUACCAGCUGAAAUUCACUAUACACUUCUUAUGGAUCCAAUGAAUGUUUUUUAUCCUGGUGAAUAUGUUGGUUACCUUGUUGAUGCUGAAGGUGGUGAUAUAUAUGGAUCAUAUCAACCGACUUACACAUAUGCAAUCAUUGUACAAGAAGUAGAACGAGAAGAUGAUGAAAGUCACAGUUUUCUAGGGAAGAUUUACCAGAUUGAUAUUGGAUAUAGUGAGUAUAAAAUAGUAAGCUCUCUUGACUUGUACAAAUUUUCAAGGCCUGAGGAAAGUUCUCAAAGCAGGGAUAGCACUCCUUCUACCCCAACUAGUCCUACAGAAUUUCCAGCGCAUGGACUGAGAACAAUUCCACCUCUCUUCAGUGGUAGAGAUGGCCACAAAACAACGUCCUCAAAACAUCACUCUCCAAAGAAGAUAAAGCCAAACUCCUUGCCAGAAAUACUAAGAGAAGUGACAUCUGUGAUUGAACAGGCUUGGAAGCUUCCAGAAUCUGAAAGAAAAAAGAUUAUUAGAAGGCUGUAUCUUAAAUGGCAUCCAGAUAAAAAUGCAGAUAAUCUUGAUAUAGCUAAUGAAGUUUUCAAACAUUUACAGAAUGAGAUUAACCGGAUGGAAAAACAGGCUUUUAUGGAUCAAAACACGGACAGAGCCUCAAGAAGAACAUUUUCAUCCUCAGCUUCUCGAUUUCAGUCAGAUAAAUUUUCAUUUCAAAGAUUUUAUACUUCAUGGAAUCAAGAAGCAACAAGCCACAAAUCUGAAAGGCAACAGCAUAAAGAGAAAUGUCCAUCUUCCACAGGGCCAUCUUUCUCGCAACGCUUUUUUGUCCCACCUACGUUCAGGUCCGUUGGCAAUCCUGUAGAGGCACGCAGAUGGCUUAGGCAGGCCCGAGCUAACUUUUCAGCUGCAAGAAACGAUCUCCAUAAAAAUGCCAAUGAAUGGGUAUGCUUUAAAUGCUACCUUUCUACUAAACUAGCCUUGAUUGCAGCUGACUAUGCUGUGAAGGGAAAAUCAGACAAAGAUGUAAAACCAGCAGCCCUUGCACAAAAGAUAGAAGAAUAUAGUCAACAACUUGAAGGGCUUACAAAUGAUGUUCAGACAUUGGAAGCUUAUGGAGUAGAUAGCUUAAGAACUAGGUAUCCUGACUUACUUCCUUUUCCACAGAUCCCAAAUGAUAGGUUUACUUCAGAAGUUGCUAUGAGAGUGAUGGAGUGUACUGCUUGUAUCAUAAUAAAGCUUGAAAACUUUAUACAACAAAAAGUGUAAGAGGGUUGAAGAUGUUAGAGAACUGUAUUGUCAAGAGCUUAGGUAUUUCAUGUGAUGAGACACAAAUGUGAUUGUGCAGAUUACUGAACAUCCAAGCGGUUAUACAUUGCAAAGAAGUUUAGAAGUAUAAUGCGCACAGGUGGAUGGUACUGAAGUGCUUAGAAUUGGAAUUUAUUUAAAUGGAAUUUAUUUUUAACUGAGCCUGCUGUAUAAGCAAACUGUAAAACAUGAAUAUUUUUAAAAAUUUCCAAGGAAACUGAGCUGCAAAAAUUAGCUGUAUGUAUAAUAUCGUGAUUAAUUGGCAUAUUAUUGAUCUGCACUUUAUAUAACCAAAGCUUAGCUUUCUGUUAGAUGAAGCCUGUAAAUAUAACUCCUCAUUAGAUUUUAUUUCAUUUAAUAUUAUGUUUCCAAAUAGAUAAUGCCAUUUUUCAAUGUACUAAUCUUAAGACUGGACAUACUAUGAAGUAGGAGCUGGGACGGAAAAUAAAAUAACAUUGGAGAUACAGCUCCAAACCAUUUGUUUUCUUUUGUGUUCUGUGGACAUUCAUGUCAAUUAUAGUAAUAUUAUUAUCAGCUGGAUCUGAUUAUAAAUUUGCUGCAGUCUCUCCUUGUGAACAUUUAAAGGAUUGUUUAGUACCUGUGAAUUGGUACAGUAUUUUAAUCCUGAAAAAUGAUACUUGAUUUAACAUGCAACUUCAUGUCAUGCAUUGAUUGCAUUUACUUUAUUGUAAAAUAAUUAUUUAAUUUACUUUUUUUUUUUUCUAGAGCCUGUCUUCUUUUGUUUAAUGAACAAAUGCAUGUGGAUGAUACAAUAUUGUUGACCAUUAUUAUUCAAUGUAUUAUGAUUUUUUUUGAAAACCACACACCAAAACCCAAUUUUCAGAUGUCUAAGUGCUUGAGUUUUUUUUUUUUUAUGUGUGCCUGUGUGCAUGUACAUAUAUACAUAUAUUUUUCCACAAACAAACAUUGGUAGUAGUACAAUUCAGUAACACAUUUCUGGUGUACAGUGAGUGCUGUUUUUUGUUGUUUGUUUUGUUACAUAUGUAAAGGUGCUGCAAUGUAAUGCUUUUCUUUUGUUGCUCACUACAGCCCUGCAGAAGUCUGUUUUUUAGUUCACGCUCUUUCUUUCAUAGUUCGUAAUACUUCUGGUAAUGUCAUGCAAUAUGUUCAACAUCAACCAUUUGUAGAAAAAUAAAAUAAAAUGAAGGAUAAUGCUAAACAGAAGGCUUCUUCUUUACUGGAUCAGCCACAAUUAACAUGUUAAUCACUUUCCAGUGACAUGCUGCUAUGAUUGUUUACUCAACAGCACAGCAAAACUGUAAUUUAACUUACAGAAUGCAAAGGAAAAUAAACAACAGUGACCUUGCAGGGCUGAUACAGCUGUUAGAAGUGUUAAAAUCCAAAAUAAAAAUCAUGACAAAAGCUUCUUCAGUUUUGUGCAGUCUGUAAAGGGCUUGUUCUCUGAAAAUAUUCUGGAAAAUCUUGCAAAUAAUUAACAGUAGUGGGAAGAAAUUUGAUGUUUGGAAAGUGAUACUCUUUCUGGUUGUGAAGCCCUGUUAUUAUUUCUGCUAUUAAAUAUUAAGUGCCAUAAUUUUAAUAAAAAUGCAAACAUACUUCAGUCUGAUGUGUCUUGGUUUUAUAAAGUAGACUAAAUUUACUUAUUAUUUCAAGCUUUCUAUUAUAUAAUAUGCAAUCUUUUCAAUUCUAAACAAUUGUACAGAUACUAAUAUUAAAAAGGAAAAAUGCAUUUUUUCUCGCAACGACAAAUGUUUGUGAUUUUCUCAAGAAAUUGUACAUUUUGUUGAUUUUUUUCAAUAAAUAGCAUGUAAGUAAACACAAAACCUCUCGUAUGCCAUGAAAUAAAUUGGUUAAUUCC
Molecule: messenger RNA, 19969 nt
Organism: Cygnus olor (mute swan)
Lineage: Eukaryota; Metazoa; Chordata; Aves; Anseriformes; Anatidae
Gene: SACS
Product: sacsin molecular chaperone
Exons: 9
Coding region: 4372-18093 (4573 amino acids)
Molecular function (GO): Hsp70 protein binding
Source: RefSeq, a predicted model, not a curated record